AUGCAUGCUCUGCACCAGAUUCUGCUUUUUCAUGUUCUGACAUGUCUCGGACGAAACGCACAUGGAAGUGUAAUCAUACACGGGAAAAAAGUCCCGCAGAAUUCAAUGCUGUAUAUGGCCUCGGUGCAGAACUCCAAACAUCAUGUAUGUGGAGGAUUCCUCAUCAGUGAAAACUUUGUGCUCACUGCUGCACACUGUGAUGAUGAAGAACCAACAAGUGUGGUUCUUGGCACCCACGAUAUCACAAAGGCUGAUGACUCAAUGAGGUACAGUAUAACGAAAUUCAAGCAUCCGCACUAUAAAGGUGUCUCAUAUGGGAAUGACCUCAUGCUCCUCAAACUGUCUAGGAGCAUUGGACUGAACGACAGAGUACAACAAAUUCCACUUCCCAAAGAUGAAAAGAACAUGACAGAAAACGUAGAGUGUAGUGUAGCUGGAUGGGGUUAUACUGAAACUAGUCCAUUGAGAAUAGUUGAUGAGCUGAGAGUGGCGAAUGUGUCCAUCAUUAACCAGGACAUUUGUAACAAGACAUGGGGUGGUCUUCCUGCCAAUGUUAUCUGUGCAGGUGGAUAUAACACAAUGAAAGGAUUCUGUCAGGGUGAUUCUGGCGGUCCUCUGGUGUGCGACGGGCAGGCUGUUGGUGUUGUGUCUUUCAAUCACAAGAAAAACUGUAAUUACCCACAUAUUCCCAACGUCUACAUGGACAUAUCAAAAUACCUUGGCUGGAUCAAUGACACUCUCAAAGAGAAUAGUUAAAUGUAACAAUUCAGCAUGCUUUUAUUAUGUAUUGUACUGGUUAAUUGGCUUUAGAACAGCAUUCUACUUCCUGUUG
Messenger RNA from Perca flavescens (yellow perch), 832 nucleotides. RefSeq names its product trypsin-3. Gene Ontology annotation, molecular function: serine-type endopeptidase activity. Lineage: Eukaryota; Metazoa; Chordata; Actinopteri; Perciformes; Percidae. The transcript has 5 exons. The coding region runs from base 1 to 756 and encodes 251 amino acids. Gene Ontology annotation, biological process: proteolysis. The record is from RefSeq and is a predicted model, not a curated record.